AUGAAUUCAGGUCUAGUGAAAAUACUGAAGAAGUAUGACAAGAGAACAGGAGCACUUAUCAGGCAGCCCUUCAUCGAAAAGGUGCUGCAGCAGCCAUUCUUUACAACUGAUCUCCUAUACAAACUCGUGAAGGAGUGUGUGGCUAUGCUCGACCACCUCUUCCCCAGCAACAACCUGUCAAUUUCAGCAGAAUGCGACGGACAAAAUGGAGUGCCACAGCCAGCACAAUCAGGUGGGAGGGUUCCGGAGUUGGAGGAGAUUAAAUAUAUGCAGAGCUUAUACAUGAAGAGCACCGUAACAGCGCUGCGGUCCUUGAAACAGAUUAGGAGCACAAGUUCAACAGUCAAAACAGAUUAGAAAAUCUCGUGUUAUAUUGUUCUAC
This is a messenger RNA of Zingiber officinale, 382 nucleotides long. Its product is annotated as SPX domain-containing protein 1-like. Lineage: Eukaryota; Viridiplantae; Streptophyta; Magnoliopsida; Zingiberales; Zingiberaceae. The record is from RefSeq and is a predicted model, not a curated record. The transcript has a single exon. Gene Ontology annotation, biological process: cellular response to phosphate starvation. Bases 1 to 357 code for a protein of 118 amino acids.